UUGAUGUACGCUUGUGUGACGUUAUCAAGUUCAUUUUACAGAUUUGCGAAGGACUGGUGUUAACAAACGUCAGACGUGUUAAUUACUUUAACCACAGUAUCUAAUAACUUGGGUCAUUAGACAAAAUGGUUUCGUGUAGCUUUGUUCACACCUGUAUUUGUAUAGUGACUGUGCAGGUGUGGUUGUUGUUAUUGAUUUCCGGGGUUGGAGAAAGCGGCACCCCGCCACAAAUAAAGCAAGCACCCUGCCCAUGCCACGACCACAACCAGUGCCGCCGACUCCCAGCAUCAAGCACAAAAGACAAAGAGGCAAUAGUUUUUACCAAUGCGUCAUCGGAUUUCACGAAAUGGGAUUGGAAAAGUGUGACAACUGUGAUUGCAACAGCUGACAGUGACAAUCAAACAGUCCAACAGCUCAUGUGCUAUGCACAUCAUGAGAAGACAAAGUUUGGAUUUCAAGUGGAUCCACUGCCUCAUCUUGAUGACUUCAACACAACGUCUAACGACACUCAGAACUGGAUGCGAAAGAUAGCUCAGACCCGUCUGGACCUGCGGGCCGAUAUGGUGGUGGUCGACCUGGUCGACAUAUUUCAUUCUGAGGAUGUUGAUCUGAAGGCCCUCAUUAAACUCCUGCAUCAUGUAAAAGAUUCCAUUUCUCCGACGUCAUCCAUUGAAAAAACACCUGUCACUUUAACUUGUGUCGUGCCAUGGAAACCUCCAUGUGUGCAAAAUGACUGCAGCUUUUCACAGCUUGCUAAAAAAACGUGUGACCUGUUUUUACUCUCGCCCGGAAGUUACCUGUAUUUGAAGGGGUACGGUUGUAAAGCUCGUGCAACAAUACCUGCUACAAAGAUGGCACUAGGUGUCGAUGAGUAUGCUGUGCGAGGAGUCCACGAAGAUAAGAUCAUCCUUGGGGUGCCAUGGCAUGGAUACGAGUACAGCUGUGCAAAGCAUAGCCCAGAUUCAGAGAUUUGCUUGUUGAACGAAGUAAAGAUAAACAACAACACCAAUGACACCAAAUGUGAGGUUGACAAGAGGGUUAAAAUAUCACUGGGAGAUAUGAUCACAAAACACUUCCAUUAUUUCAAGAAGAGUAAGACAGAUUUGGCGUACAAGGCACCGUAUUAUACCUACCAUGAUAAUGCCAGUACAGCAUACAAACAAGUCUGGUUUGAAAACGCCCAAAGUCUCCGACACAAGUACCAGUACGCUCAUGACUUCGGGCUCAAAGGUGUGGGUAUCUACACUGCCGAGGAUUUAUCGCAGACCCUCUCAUCUAGGGUGGAAGGCUUCAAUGGAGGCAUGUGGAACUGGAUAUUACACGGCAUUAUUCAGCAGCAAGUAACUCAGCCACCUCCCACCAAGUACCAUUCAGACACUGUUGCUGGUAUUGCCAUUGGCUGCAUGAUUCUUGGCAUUGUUCUUGGGAUUGUCUUCAUGGUUAUCUUGUUCCGAGUUCGUGCCAAGAAGAAGAUUGACAGACCAUUCCGGAAAGACGCCAUGGAUGAGUACCAUGAUGAUGAAGAUCUGAAUUUGUGA
Gigantopelta aegis is the source of this 1538-nucleotide messenger RNA. RefSeq names its product di-N-acetylchitobiase-like. The coding region runs from base 126 to 1538 and encodes 470 amino acids. The record is from RefSeq and is a predicted model, not a curated record. Lineage: Eukaryota; Metazoa; Mollusca; Gastropoda; Neomphalida; Peltospiridae. Gene Ontology annotation, biological process: carbohydrate metabolic process. The transcript has 9 exons.